GGAACGCGCAGGCGGUUUUGAACGCCCCCCUGGUUCUCAUUGUGCAGCCGAGGAAACAUCGGAAGGUUUCGACGACGUUGGUAUGAAAUGGCAGAAACUGCCUGGGUCGCGGAAGCACUGAGACGAGAUUGCGUAGAAGCUACACAUGUAUCUUGCGGCGUUCCCAGCCUGCUAGUGUGACGGAAACGGGAGUGUAACCGGAGGGAAGAAAGGGAUUAAAGCGCUCUUUUCCUUCUAAACACCGUCCAGGUUGUGUCUCCGGCAGCAGGCAGCGAGUGGCGACUGCGGGGUCGACACUGUUGGAAUUAACCAGAGAGGGGUCUUGAGAGGCGAGCUCCACUUGGAUGCCCAGUCACCGCUUUUGUCCAAGGCUUCACCAUGAACCGAAACAAGCGUGAAAGGGAGUACUACAGUAUAGAUGUGGGCGAUUCAACUUUUACAGUUUUAAAGCGCUACCAGAACCUAAGACCCAUUGGAUCCGGAGCACAGGGAAUUGUUUGUUCGGCGUACGACCACAACUUGGAGAGGAACGUUGCCAUCAAGAAGUUGAGCCGACCCUUUCAGAAUCAAACUCACGCAAAACGGGCCUACAGGGAACUGGUGCUAAUGAAAUGUGUCAACCACAAGAAUAUUAUUGGGCUGUUAAAUGUAUUCACACCACAGAAGACACUGGAGGAAUUCCAAGAUGUGUAUCUAGUAAUGGAACUGAUGGAUGCUAACCUCUGUCAGGUGAUUCAGAUGGAGCUGGACCACGAGAGGCUGUCCUACCUGCUCUACCAGAUGUUGUGUGGAAUCAAACAUCUGCACGCUGCAGGGAUCAUACACAGGGACCUGAAACCCAGCAACAUCGUGGUAAAGUCCGACUGCACACUGAAGAUUCUGGAUUUCGGUUUAGCCCGGACGGCCGCCACUGGUCUCCUCAUGACGCCCUACGUGGUGACACGUUACUACCGCGCCCCUGAAGUGAUCCUGGGAAUGGGCUACCAGGCCAACGUGGAUAUUUGGGCUGUGGGCUGCAUUAUGGCAGAAAUGGUUCGCCACAAAAUCCUUUUUCCAGGAAGGGAUUAUAUUGACCAGUGGAACAAGGUGAUCGAGCAGCUGGGGACGCCAUCUCAGGAGUUCCUGAUGAAGCUCAACCAGUCCGUGAGGACCUAUGUGGAGAACCGGCCACGGUACGCUGGCUACAGCUUCGAGAAGCUUUUCCCUGAUGUCCUGUUUCCUGCAAACUCUGAGCACAAUAAACUGAAAGCGAGCCAAGCCCGUGACCUCCUAUCAAAGAUGCUGGUAAUAGAUGCAUCAAAGCGGAUCUCAGUGGAUGAGGCUCUCCAGCACCCCUAUAUCAACGUGUGGUACGACCCAACUGAGGUGGAGGCACCACCACCGGUGAUCACAGACAAGCAGCUGGAUGAGCGGGAGCACACAGUGGAGGAAUGGAAAGAGUUGAUAUAUAAAGAAGUCCUAGACUGGGAAGAAAGGACAAAGAAUGGCGUCAUCAGGGGACAGCCGGCGUCCAUAGGUGCAGCAGUGAGCAGCAGCCCCCAGCAGCACCACCAGCACCAUCCCUCCACUUCUUCCUCCACCUCCGCCAACGAUGUCUCCUCAAUGUCCACCGACCCAACCCUGACCGACACCGACAGCAGCCUGGAGACAGUCGGCCCCGCCGCCGCCGCUGCUGCUGCUGCUACGGCCUCCGGCCCCAUGGGCUGCUGCAGAUGACUAUCGCCUACACCUGGUUCUGGGCUGGGCCACACCACCUGGUCACAUCCAAGACCACCAGCCCGACAUCGGCCCCCCGACCCACCCGCUGUGUUUGCCUCCCCUCCGUGCUCGUCUUCAGUAGUGUAGCUUUAACUAGCUAGCUGUUUGAAACAUUUCUGAAAGGACAGAUCUUUUUCUUUUUUAAUGAAAGCUGUAGUCUUUUUUAAAAAAAAAACAUAAUUAGGAUUUCUUUUCAUUUGAGUCCUAGCUGUAAUUUAUUGUGGCAUUUCUUAAUUUUUUCAGAAACCUGAGAUGAUCAGAGAAUUUUUAUCAUUUCACUAUAUUCCGGUUUGUAUGAGCCAACAGUGAAAAUUUAAAGAAAUAUCUGUAAAAUGUUUCAAUGUGAUUUUUUUUUCCCACUUGUUAAGCUACUGCUUUUACAAUUUGCCAUAUACAUGUAGAUUGAGUUUGUACAGAUUUUAUUGUAGAUGUAGUUUUAUUCUUCGAUACAAGUUUGCAGUGAGCCAUUGAAAACCUAAUUUAAUUGACAAACUUUGUCUUAGUUCUCCCCCCGUUUCUAUUCUCUCUCCCAUAAUGUGGAUAUUAGAUCAUAUGUAUAUCCUUUUAUUUGAACUCUUUUGAAUCACUACUACAUUCAUUGUAAAUUUUAACUUUAACGAAAGCUUUAUAAUCAACAUAUUUUUCCCAUCAUUUAAAAAAUGCUGACAUUUUCUCCCCAUGUGAUUGAUUUUUGUUUUUUUGUUUUUUUUUACCUUCUACUCUUACUACAGGAUUGGUAAUGGCACAGUUAGGUCCUGGAGGAUAUCCUCUCAAUGACUGUCUUCUGUAUUAUUUUUAAGUGCUUUUAAAGUACCUCUUAUCUGCAGCCGGCUGUGCAACACGUUGGACGUGGAUAUGCGGAAUAGUUUCAGUAUCAAUUCGGGACUUCAGAAUGUUCUUCAUCGUGCUUCGGGAGGUUUUUGUAAGACGUAGAGUAGUUUCAAGUUGGCGAUGGCGUAAGUGGAAUGUGUUUCGGUCAAGUAGGGCGACGUGAUAUUCGAGAACGCAUGCGAACGUGUUGAUAUUUGGCAUCUCGGAGCGACAGCGGUUAGGUGUAAAAGGUGUGUGCCUCCUUACUCCCAGAUCCCCUUAUAGUUAUGCGUUUUUGUUUUCAAUUUUCGUAAAAAUCAGCGAACACUUUGCGAACUAGACUUGCCUGCAACUAUGGAUCAAACUAACUAUAUCUAUAUAUAAACUAGCAGCACAAAAACCAGAGUCAAAAGAAACAAAUUUUUUCUUACUGUAUGCAAUAAUAGCGUCCUGUUUUGAGUGUAUAUGAUUUUUGUGUUGAAAGGAAAAGUGCCUGUUUGUCAUUCAUUCCUGAGUGCGUGUAGGAGGGAGCGUUUUAUCCGUCAGCUUCUGGAUAACAACAGUAGUUUCCAUGUCAGAGCGGUGACGUGCGAGGGGAGGUCGUAGUUCUCACGAGCGUGUUGUGUAUAUUUUUCUACUUGUUUUGGUUUUGGACUGUUGAGCAAGAGACUGCGGUGUCUUGCAGGAGAGGGUGGUGGUGACGUAUGCAUUGAGGUGCUUAUGCAUUUGUUGGAGUCAUUUCAGAAGAAGAGGCAGUUUUACCAAGGUCUUUCAUCAAAGUAAAAAGAAGUGUUUCUUUGCAGUGACAGCAACCAACAUAUAGAAUAAUGACAAUUUUUAUACAUGUAAUUUUCUUUAAGUAGUUCAUUUAAUUUGUUGACUGAUGGACAGAAAGAGGAAGUGCUGGAUCAAGCUAUAUGAGCAAACUCUGCAACUGAAUUCAUGUUAGUAUUUUAAAAAGCUUUAGAUAAAGUUUAAUAUUGGAACGGCAGAUUGACACUAUAGUAGAAAAAAGGCAGAGCCAUGCAGCCACAGCCAUAGCGCACAUAACACUUGUGGUAUUAACUGAAAGAAAUGUCCUUGCCAUGUUGAAUGAGCUAGCCAUAUUAGCUUAUUUCCUGCGGCAAAUCUGCCUGCCUACAAAUGUUUGCAUAAUAUGUGAUGCGCUCUCACGUGGUUCGUGGAUGCUGACAGCAGAGGAGCAAAUGCUACAGUGCUAGGAUUGUCAAAUUGUGAAAGACAACACCGUCUGCAUCCUGUUGUUUUGGUGGUGACGUUAUCUUUAGACUGUAGCAUACGCUGUAACUCCACUCAGGCAACUUGUCUGCCAGAUAUUUAACCAUUUAUUAACGGCAUGAUUUCUCAAAUAUUAAAAUUAUCUGUAGUAAGAUUAAUGUAAACGCCUAAUAUUGCACCAGUUUGUGAUGGCUAAUGCUCGCUAAUAGAGUCCCAAGCUAACCAUAUUACAUAAGCCAACUAGCUGUCCAAAAGCCUAUCUGAUCCAAACUUAUCAGAUCAACAGACAAACAUAAAACAGAUUUUUAUUCAGUACAGAUUUUCCCAAAGGGUGGCAUGUUUUCUUUCCUGAGCUAGCAUGUAAUUUAUUAGCGAAACAACUGUAUGUUUGGGUUGUUUUUUUUUAAUACACAUGUUAUGUUACUAGCUUUGCUGGUGUCAUUUAGCUACACAGCCAAUAGUAUUUCAUAUAUCAGUAGACAAACAUGGCUAUCACUUAGCUGCACAGUUGUUAAUAUUUUACAUUACAAAGCAAAAGCUGGCUCUAUCAGUGAGCUACAGGACAGUUA
Messenger RNA from Oreochromis niloticus (Nile tilapia), 4373 nucleotides. RefSeq names its product mitogen-activated protein kinase 8b (gene mapk8b). Gene Ontology annotation, biological process: protein phosphorylation. Bases 379 to 1716 code for a protein of 445 amino acids. The transcript is spliced from 12 exons. Gene Ontology annotation, molecular function: MAP kinase activity; ATP binding. NCBI's taxonomy places the organism in Eukaryota, Metazoa, Chordata, Actinopteri, Cichliformes, Cichlidae. The record is from RefSeq and is a predicted model, not a curated record.